CGGCGCUUCCGGGAGCGGCGCGGGGCGGAGGGGGAAACAUGAGCUGGAUCCCGUUCAAGAUCGGGCAGCCCAAGAAACAGAUUGUACCCAAGACAGUGGAGAGAGACUUUGAAAGGGAAUAUGGGAAGCUGCAGCAAUUGGAAGAUCAGACCAAAAAACUUCAGAAGGAUAUGAAGAAAAGCACAGAUGCAGAUUUGGCCAUGUCCAAAUCCGCCGUGAAGAUCUCCUCGGACCUGCUGUCCAACCCGCUGUGUGAGCAGGAGCCCUCCUUCCUGGAGAUGGUCACGGCCUUCGACACGGCCAUGAAGAGGAUGGACUCCUUCAACCAGGAGAAGGUGAAUCAGAUCCAAAAGACGGUCAUAGAGCCUUUGAAAAAGUUCAGCAGCGUUUUCCCGAGCCUGAACAUGGCCGUGAAGCGCCGGGAGCAGACGCUCCAGGACUACAAACGCCUUCAAUCCAAGGUGGAAAAAUACGAGGAAAAGGAAAGAACCGGCCCCGUCCUGGCCAAGCUGCACCAGGCCCGGGAGGAGCUGCGCCCCGUCAAGGAGGAUUUUGAAGCCAAGAACAAGCAGCUGCUGGAGGAGAUGCCCAAAUUCUACAGCAGCCGCAUCGAUUACUUCAAACCCAGCUUCGAGUCGCUGGUCCGGGCGCAGGUUGUCUACUACACGGAGAUGCACAAGAUUUUCGGGGAUCUGACGGCGCAGAUCGACCGGCCCGGGCUGAGCGACGAGCAGCGCGAGCGGGAGAACGACGCCAAGCUCAGCGAGCUCCGGGCGCUCUCCAUCGUGGCCGACGACUGAGGCCAGGCUGGGGCUCGGGGAGGGGAUGGGGAUCCCCCCCCCUGCACCCCAGCUCCCGUCCCAGGGAUGGAUUUGUGGGGCUGGAGCUGUUCCCGUCAGCCCCGGGCUCUGCGCUCCUGGCCGGGGUCUGGAGCGUCUCGGUCACUCCGCCGAUGAGUUGUGCCUUGAAUUUUAGGGGUGUGGAGGAGCAGGAAAGGGAGAUGGGGAGUGGGAUGCAGGAUUGUUUCAGGGUCCAGCCUCCCUGGGCACCUGCAGAGGGUGAGACCCCCGCUCCUCCUCCUCACUUUGUGCCUUAGCAGCCCAGUGACCCCCUCGGGGGAGGCUGAAAAAUCACUCCAAUCCCAUUUUUGGAGGCACGGGGAGAAGAGUGAUGCUUUUCCCAGGAAUGGUACCAAGGGCCUGCACCCCAGAGCUGGGGUGGGGACAGGUGGGGACAUCCCUAAGGGAAACAACCCAGCCAGGAGCAAACCUAUGGAAAACCGGGAGGGCUGCAGUGUGCGGGGGAGGAAGGGCCGCAGGGGCUCGGUCGCUUGUCCCCAAUAAAGUUUUUGGCAGCGCAGCGCA
Molecule: messenger RNA, 1364 nt
Organism: Hirundo rustica (Barn swallow)
Lineage: Eukaryota; Metazoa; Chordata; Aves; Passeriformes; Hirundinidae
Gene: BIN3
Product: bridging integrator 3
Exons: 9
Coding region: 39-800 (253 amino acids)
Biological process (GO): plasma membrane tubulation; endocytosis; actin cortical patch localization
Cellular component (GO): actin cortical patch; cytoplasm
Molecular function (GO): lipid binding; protein binding
Source: RefSeq, a predicted model, not a curated record